Molecule: messenger RNA, 2229 nt
Organism: Phytomonas sp. EM1
Lineage: Eukaryota; Euglenozoa; Kinetoplastea; Trypanosomatida; Trypanosomatidae
Source: the annotation of a GenBank genome assembly
AUGACUCCUGAAAGAAUCGAGAAGAGCAGACAUAUUUUGGAGAAGUUGUUUCUUCCUAUCUUACUACUGCGCGCAUCCAAAAAACGUGACGAGCGUCUCACUCAAAAACUGUCCAAACGUUCAUCACCUCCAGAUGAAAAUAUCCUACGUCAGACUUGGCUCUUUUCCAACUGGCCCACAGUCGCUUUGAAGAAUGUGUUUGAACGCUCUACGUUAAAAGCCUUUUCGGAUGGCAGGGUAGUGGGACUGGAAGGAGAACCCCGUAAGCACCUAUCAGUUUUUUAUGUAGUUUCUGGGAGGGUUAGCCAUAUUCCGACAAAAAAAGAAAUGAGGGCACUUGCUCUGUACGUUCCGGAGGUAAAUGAGUCUAAAUAUCACAAAGCGGACCCCUUGAGAUGGUUUCGCUUUAGAGACUUCGAACAGGAUGAGACAGCGGGGGCGUCGGUUAGUAUUUCUCGUGACCUUCUGCUUGGAAAUCUUCAUAUUUACAGGCCAGGACAAUUAGUUGAUGUAGAGCUUCUUCUUCUAGGUGCACCCGGACGACCACGUUCUCUGCGGUGUCGAUCUGAAUCAGUUUUACUCGAUAUACCACUUGAUGCGAUUCUAACACAGUUCGCUUCCCUAAAGCCACACACACGUCAAGUUGCCCUAGAUAAGGCUCGUUCGACAGGCUGCUCUAAUCUGGCUAAGGGUAACGAAAAACCAUCUUUCAAAGACAUUAUGUACUAUAACCCUGUUCUACAAGGUUUAUCUACUGGAAAUGUAGAAGGAGCAUGGAUGAAAUUACGACCUUAUUUGUUUUGCAAAGGCGAAAUUAUUUGCACCGAUGUAUAUAACUCGAACAUGGUUUACUUUCUCAAGAGCGGCCAAGUUAGCAUCACGUCAUCCAAUUCAAAGGAGACCAAAGUUAUCGAUCAGUGUGCUUCUCACGUUGGGUUAGAUAGCUUCAUGGUGCAUACUGUACCUUCUUGCAUCGGCGAUCAUCACAUGGCUGUAGCGCGUUGCUUUUGCAUUUUAUGGGGAAUUAAUAUUAGUGAUCUAAAUGAUCUUUGCUGCCCAUCUGGUCUCUUGAAUUGCGCUCUGUUAGCGUCGAAAAUGGUUAAGCAUAAGUGGAGCCGUCUUGACAUUACUGGCUGUCUUAGAAAGUUGGUUGCCUUUGCUCCUCUUUCAAACGACUGCUUGGACGGCAUAGCAAAGGAUUUAGAGGCUCGUGUAUACCCACCUGGUAGACGCGUUGUGUCUGGGGGAGUACUGAAAGGGGGUAUUAUUGUUCUUGUUGGAAAAUGCGCAUUUGGCAAGAUAAGUGAGAAUGCAAGACACGUCUCGUGUGGUGAACCUCUAUAUUUUUGUGAGUCUUUACUGAACAUGACCGCACCAAAACUUAUUCUUGCCGAAACGAGUGUCAUGGUGUUGCACUGCCCACCUAAGGUUAUUUUAGACGCCGUACAAGCCUUCGACAAUGCAUCAGAUAUUACAAAUGUCUUAAAACUAGCGAAUGAAUAUGUUGUAGGGAAAUAUAACCUUGACAUCUCGAAAACCGGCAUAGCACGACAACGCGCCGCACAGCGUGUAUGGGAGACUAAGAAAAAAGAGCAUAUGCUAGCUGCUAUCAACAGGAAGGAUCAUAUGGCCAAAAUUCAAUCUAAGGAAGAUGACAAUUUCUUAGGAGCAGCUAUAAUAGAAAACAACAUCCUUACAAAUCUUACUUUACAGCUUCAAUCUCUUCACUACAAUGAGGAGGAAGCGCAGCGUUAUCAUUUUCUUCACGAGGCACCAGUUUUCCACAGCACGCAACACGUUGUUCAGCCGACCUCAACUUACCGGAACGAUGAUUACUUUACAAUCGAUAACAGUGGCAAAAUCGUGUUUUGCGAAAAGAAGAAAAAAUCGAAAACAACACUGCAUUUGGAGCCAAUAAAUGGAAUAAAUGUAAAUCCAAUAAAUAAAUGUAAAAAAGUCUUGAAUGACGAAACGGUUAAACUUCCCCAUGUAAACAAGACCAUAGACAACACUUUUCCGAUUGAAUUGGAGCGUAGGCCUGUGCGCACAAGUGUGAUUAGGACAAUCAAUUCACCUGUUCCAUUUCUGAGCAAGUCACUUAUUGAUGCUGAUGCACAGCCUCUUAAAGAAUCGCUUCAAGUUGAGUCUCCACGAAAGACUACAACUCAGUUGAAAAGUGAAAACGGGGACCUCAACAUGAAAAUUGAGACUAGCUGGCUUAUUAACUAA